AAGGGUAUGCCUAAGAAACGUACUACUGGUAAAAAAGAAAAAAAAACAAGUCCGCGCCAGGCGCCAACCCCCUCCUCCGAUUCCGAUAAUAGAAAAGGGAUUUCAGUGUUGAAAGUGUAUACAUGGAUCUUUUAGAUGAUAUUUUGGCUGAUGGUGCUUCAAAGACCGUCAAGGCUGGCGGCAAGUUUCAACCCAAGGCAAAGCCUCGUCCGGUGAAAAAAGGUCCAGCUGUUGCGUCCUCAACAGUUUCUUUGACGUCAAAACACACUGGUGAUACUGUAGCAACUGAUUCUUUUGAGGCUCUUAAGAAGGAUGGAAAGAAUUCCCAAAAUUACGAUGAACAAAGCUCUGUGUUAGCGGAACCUUCCUUGGAGCAUCCUCUUGCUGCAGAAACUUUGGGUCCAUCAGUUGGUUCAUAUCUAGAUAUAAGUACGGUAGUGCCUGAUAACAGUGAAGAUUCGAAAACUUGUCUUGAGAAAUCAGAGGGAGAGUAUGCAGACAUAUAUAUAGGUUUGGAUUCGUUUGAUGAUUUACUUCCUAUCUCAAGCGCCAUAGAAAAUUCUAGUCCCGCUACAGAUCCAUCUGCUGCUCAUGUUGCUGGUGCAGAGAAGGGACAAGAACAACUUUCAAUUCCAGUUUCUUCAGUUGAUGAUUCAGCUCCUAGCACUUCUAAUCUUCAACCUGAUGAAGUGGCAGCAUGCCAAGAUCCAUUAACUUGUCAAGGAAGUGUUGUUCCUGUUAGUGGAAGUUGUCAGAUGGAGAUGGACAGCUAUCAUUCCUUGGAAGCAGAUAUCCUGGGGGUAACUAUUACGUCUGGGCAGAGUACCAGAAGGUUUCAAUCCAAGUCCAAGCUACAAGUAUACAGAGAGAGAUACGACACAAGCAUCCCUGAUUCAGAUGCUGUAGAGUCAGUUUCAUGUCAGCCAAAUUCACACUCAGUUCAUUCUGAAAUGGAUUUUGUGGAUAGAGGGAAGGAACAUGGAUUCCCUGCUGAUGAUGUCCUUGAUUUCUCAGCCAGAGGAUUUGAUGAUAAUAUUAUUACAGAAUCUACUCAUGAAUUUCAAGUUCAUGAAGAAUAUGUUACCGAAGCUUCGCACUCAGAUUUUGGCAUCCCAGCAGAACUCCCUGAAUCUACUUCUCAGAUGCCUGAGGAACCUGUACAUCAGAGGCCAAAGACUAAAAAGCAAAAAUUGCCUGCAUCUGAUCUUUCUGCAAUUACUGAAGAGAAUGGAGCAGGUAGAUCAUUAAGGAGUAGAAGAAAGUCCGUAAAUGCAAAUAGACUAGUAGAUGAGUCUGAAGUAGUAGCGGAUGAUGGGGAAUAUGUGCCUGAACAACCUAAUGAUUCUGUUACAAAUGGUAAUGAUGAGGAUCUUCUGCUGGAAAAUGAAUCACAAGGGAAAAAAGUACAGAAAAAGUCAAAGAGAACAGUUGCUGAGGAUGGAAAGCAAGUUAGGAAGAGUAAAAAGACCACUGAAGCUUCAGACCAGGCAGCCAACAAGAAACCUAAGAAGUUUUCUCACUCCACUCGUCAAAAGAGGAGACAAGUGAACAAGGCUUUGCUUGAGGCUCCCGAGUAUGAGAUUGACUACCAAAAGGUACCUAUUAAGGAUCUAAUUAUAUUAGGAGAGCACAGAGAGCGGCUGGCGAAAAAAGAUGCUGCAGCGUCACAAAUACCUACUACAGAUCAGAGUGCUGGUGCUUCUGUUUCUAAUUAUAAUGAGGAUGAGUCCUAUCCUUCAGAUGACGGCGCAGAAGAUAAUGAUCAUCAAAUAGGUUCUCGGGCCCAAGAUUCUUCUGCCUACUUCAAUUAUCAAACUUAUAUGGACAAAACACCCAGCACAAGGUGGUCAAAACAGGAAACAGAACUGUUCUAUGAGGCUGUGCAGCAGUUUGGGACUGACUUAUCCCUGAUACAACAACUUUUUCCUGGCCGGACACGUAGACAGCUAAAGCUAAAAUACAAGAAAGAAGAGCGGCAACAUCCAUUUAGGCUUCAUGAUGCUCUAACCAAUCGUUCCAAAGAUCAUUCCCACUUUGAACGAGUAAUUGAGCGUUUAAAACAAAUUGAAGCCGAGGAAUUGCAGAAAGCCGAUAAAGAUGAGUCAAUUGACUUGACAAGGGAGCAGGAAGUGGAGGAGGGAACUCAGGAGAUCAAUGAGGAAGAAGUGAAUUCUGAACAUGUUGAGGAAAAAGAAGUUGAAGCUGUGGAGCAACAAGAUGUUCCAGAAAUGGAGAGUCCAGUUGAGGAUUAUGAUAGUGAAGAUGAUUCUUGGAGAUGGAGUCAGUAUAAGAGUGAAGUGUGAAUAUUCAGAGAGAAAGGUGCCAAAAAGAAUUAAGAUAUAUACAGUGGUGGUGAUAAAGAAUUUUGCCAUUUUGGUAUUACUCUAUUUUCUAGGUUGGAUAAGUUAUUUGUUGUUGUAGGUUAACAUAACCUUUAUUAUCACUGCGCAUAACUUAAACUCAUAUAUUAACUUUAAUGGGUAGAGCUAAAAUCCUCUCAUAUCCUGUGACCGCUGCUGAAGAUUGAAACGGGAUUAAAAUGGGGUUUUAUGAGAUUAAAAAGGGGAAAGAAUGAAAUAACAAAAGCAUUCCUCUUAUAGAA
Nicotiana attenuata is the source of this 2602-nucleotide messenger RNA. Its product is annotated as transcription factor TFIIIB component B'' homolog. Gene Ontology annotation, cellular component: transcription factor TFIIIB complex. Lineage: Eukaryota; Viridiplantae; Streptophyta; Magnoliopsida; Solanales; Solanaceae. Gene Ontology annotation, molecular function: TFIIIC-class transcription factor complex binding. The coding region runs from base 123 to 2303 and encodes 726 amino acids. The transcript has 15 exons. Gene Ontology annotation, biological process: RNA polymerase III preinitiation complex assembly. The record is from RefSeq and is a predicted model, not a curated record.